Molecule: messenger RNA, 2412 nt
Organism: Paecilomyces variotii
Lineage: Eukaryota; Fungi; Ascomycota; Eurotiomycetes; Eurotiales; Thermoascaceae
Product: acetamidase
Exons: 8
Coding region: 446-2092 (548 amino acids)
Source: RefSeq, a predicted model, not a curated record
CGGAUAGGCCUAUUAGACGCCAUGCCGAGCGUCCUGAAGAGGAAAAAUUUCUGAUAAGGGCCAGAGUUCGUUUCUACUCUUGGGAGAUGUGGAGUCUGCCAUGGAGAUAUCUCCAGAUGCUCGAUGAUUUCCAUUUGUCACCAGUUACUGUACCCCAAUGGGCGGGGGGGGGCAGAACGUUGGAGAUAGGGGACCUCAAGACAAAUGACGAGGGGUAUAAAUGGAUUAUGAACCCCCCCUGAUUGUCUCGAUGGCUUCAUUCUCUUCCUCCUCUUCCUUUACCUUGAUAGACCUGCAGUAUCCCGGCGAGAAGAAUCCUACCCGGACGUUCAGCUCCAUUUGCUCCUAGUUACCUCUCUCGGCCGAGCAGUUAUUUGGUCCGGUUUCCCCGCUAUUUACCAAGCCCCUAAUACCAACAUCCCGAGGGAAAAAAGAGACAGAAACAAUGCCUGAGAAGUGGGAGGAACUCGUCGCGGACAAGCGCGCUCGUCUUGAGAAGACUAUCCCCGCCGAGUGGAAGAUCCAGACGCUCCCAACGGAGGAUUCCGUGAUCGAUUACCCCACCAAGAGCGGCCUCCUAUCGGCAAAGGAGCUUGAGAUUACCAAUAGCACUGCUACAGACCUGGUGGCCAAGUUAGCGACUGGAGAGCUGAAGUCGUACGAUGUCACCCUUGCCUUCUGCAAAAGAGCUGCUCUUGCGCAUCAAUUGUUGAACUGUGCUCUGGAAUUCUUCCCUGAUGCUGCUCUGGCCCAGGCCAAGGAGCUGGAUGAGUACUUUGAGAAGAACAAGAAACCCAUUGGACCUCUCCAUGGUCUGCCCAUUUCGCUCAAGGAUCAGUUCCGCGUCAAGGGCUUUGAAACUUCCAUGGGAUAUGUCUCGUGGCUAGGCAAGUAUGACACCGAUGAGUCGAUCAUGGUGACCCUCCUGCGCAAGGCCGGUGCAGUCUUCUACGUCAAGACCAGCGUCCCCCAGACCCUGAUGGUCUGUGAGACCGUCAACAACAUCAUCGGACGGACGGUCAACCCGCGCAACAAGAACUGGUCGUGCGGUGGUAGUUCAGGCGGCGAGGGAGCCAACGUUGGUUUCCGCGGAGGAAUCAUUGGUGUGGGCACCGAUAUCGGCGGUUCUAUCCGUGUUCCAUCAGCAUUCAACUUCCUGUAUGGUCUGCGGCCCAGCCAUGGCCGCAUGCCGUACGCCAAGAUGGCCAACAGCAUGGAGGGCCAGGAGACUGUCCACAGUGUCUGUGGUCCUAUCGCACACUCGGUUCCCGACCUGAAGUUGUUUGUCACUUCCGUGUUGAGUGAGGAGCCAUGGAAGUACGACUCCAAGGUCAUUCCGCUGCCCUGGAGGCAGAAUGAAGAGGACAUCAUCAAGUCCAAGCUCAGCUCCGGCGGUCUCACUCUUGGAUUCUUCAACUGUGACGGAAACGUUCUCCCUCACCCGCCCAUCCUCCGUGGUAUCGAGACCGUUGUCUCAACGCUCAAGAAGAACGGCCACAAUGUCGUCCCCUGGACGCCAUACAAGCACGACUUCGCUGUCGACCUAAUCAACGGAAUCUACGCCUCUGACGGCUGCACUGACGUCUACCGCGACAUCAACGCCUCUGGCGAACCCGCCAUCCCCAACAUCAAAGACCUCCUGCAGCCCAAUAUCAAGAAGGCCGACAUGAACGAGCUCUGGGACGUCCAGCUCAAGAAAUGGAACUACCAGGUUGAAUACCUCGCCAAGUGGCGCGAGGCAGAGGAACAGCUCGGCAAGGAACUCGAUGCCAUCAUCGCUCCCAUCACCCCUACUGCUGCGGUCCGCCACAACCAGUUCCGAUACUACGGCUACGCAUCCGCGAUCAAUCUGCUCGAUUUCACGAGUGUGGUUGUUCCCGUCACUUUUGCGGAUAAGACUAUCGAUGUGAAGAAGGAGAACUAUAAGCCCCUGAAUGAGCUCGAUGGCGUCGUGCAGGGCGAGUAUGACCCCGAAGCGUACCAUGGUGCCCCCGUCGCAGUCCAGAUCAUCGGUCGCCGACUCAGUGAGGAGCGCACGAUGGCUAUCGCAGAGGAAAUUGGCAAGUUGCUCGGAAACGCCGUUACUCCUUGAACAGACUAAGUACAGAGCGGGAAAAAAAAAUAAAUAAACAAUAAUAAAAUAUACUAUCUGGGUCUGAAAUGAUUUGCCCUCAUAGCUGUUUUAUUGCUCUGUAGGUCUUUUGGCUUUUUGUAUAUAUGGAUUUGUCUUUUCGUUUUUAUUCAUCAUGACAUGCAAUGAUAUCAAAUGGUAUGAUAUAGUAUGAUUGGGUUAUUCCUGUUAUUAUUCUACCUUGAACAGUGUUUCCAAUUCCAGCGGUCCUUUUCUUCACCUCAUACACUACGCACGUGGUAAGUGGUAUUACAAAUAAUCGAGAAUAUACAUAUAAAAUA